UGGUCGUUUGACCACAGUGGAUUGUAUACGUCUGUCUACCAAUACUACGUUUGUGUUACCUACUUCAACGCAUCAAUGGUCAUGGAGAUGGAGAACUUCAAUGAAAUAUGCACCAGUGCUUUCUUUUCCGCACCGGUUGAAGAGAAUAUAGAACAAUCCAACAGUGAAUUCAAUCAGGAGCUGUGUAAAGUUUGUGAUGAAAUAGAGAAGCGGGAACUGUUCGAUUCAUCGUAUGAUGAUGAGUUGUAUACUCAAUGUUUGAUGGUUGAAACAACUUUGAUUCAACAGCAAGUUGGAAGAGGUAUCAAACGAGGUAUCACUACUGAUGAAAAUAAGGUUACCAAGAAAGCAAAAUUUGAUGAAGGAGCUUCUACAUCAUCAAUUGAAACCAAUGACGUGGACAACAAUAAGGGAGAUGACUUAAAUAUUUUUUAUUCAUCAUUAAUAGACACUGUAGUCGGUAAAAUUUGUCAAUUUGAAAAAAAAGAUAGUGGUUGGAGUCUUAAUCAAAUUAAAUACAUAGAUAUGAAUGUUAAUAAAUUCAACCCCCUACGUGGUAGUUCAUAUAUCAACCUUCCUCAAGAUAUUAAAUCAAAAAAAGCUGUAAUCAAUGUUAAAAAUAAUGAUAAUAUGUGUUUCAAAUGGGCAUUACUCUCCGGUUUAUAUCCUGUAUGUAAAAAUGUAGAUCGGGUAGCAUCUUACGCAAUUCAUGGAAAUAAACUAAAAUUUACUGGUAUUUCUUUUCCGGUUAAAAUUGCAGAUAUAUCAAAAGUAGAGAAAUUAAACAAUAUUAGUAUUAAUGUUUUUGGCUUAGAGUAUAAUAAAGAAAAAAGGUGUAAUUCUGUUGUAGGUCCUUUAUAUUUAACAAAAUGUCGUACACCUAAUCAUAUUAACCUACUAUAUAUAUCGAAUGGUACUAACAAUCAUUACUGUUAUAUUAAAAACUUAUCGCGAUUAGUUAGUUCACAAAUAUCAAGACAACAUCAUGCAGUUUAUAUAUGUGAUUCAUGUUUACUUCAUUUCCCAUCAAAGGAAAGACUUAAUAACCAUCAACAAUAUGAUUGCGCUCACAUUUGUACGGAAUUACCAAACGGUGAGGAUUCCAAAAAGGAUUGGUUUGGUAAUGCAACCUCAAAUAAUAAAUUAAAAUUUGAUAAAUUCGCGAAAAAGUUGGAAAUGCCCUUUAUGAUUUAUGCAGACUUUAAGGCAUUUUUGAAUCCGAUAGAAUCAUGUAGUAACGAUCCAUCCAAGCCUAGUACAAUUAAUAUUCAGAAACAUGAAGUGUAUAGUUUUGGAUAUUACAUUAAAUGUUCAUAUGAUAACAGAUUAUCAAAAUAUGAGACGUAUAGUGGGUCAAACUGUGCACAAGUGUUUAUGAAUCGCCUUUGUGAAGAUGUGAAAACAAUAGUUAAAAAAAAUAGUUUCCAAAAAUGUCACGUUCCAUUAUCAGAUGAAGAUAAAAUUAAAAUUUCAAAUUCAAACAUAUGUCAUAUUUGUGAAACUGAGUUAAAUGAAGAUCUUUUUUACGAUUUUGAUUGGCACACUGGCAGUUUUAGGGGUGUUGCACAUCAAGUGUGUAGUUCUAAGUACAGAACCCCUCGUCAUAUCCCAAUAUUUUUACAUAACUUCAGUCACUACCAUGCUCAUUUCAUUGUCAAUGCAUUAAACCUCGAUGAUGACAAAUUUGAAGUUAUUCCACAAAAUAAAGAACGAUACAUAUCAUUUUCAAAACAGUUAACAAUAAAUAAUCAACCAGUAAGUUUAAGAUUUGUAGAUUCAUUGAAAUUUUUAUCGUGUAGUUUAGAUCAACUAGCUAAAAAUCUUAAUGAUGAUCAGUUUACAGAACUAAAAAGGAACUAUCCUAAUAAUGAAGAUUUUUCACGUUUAAGACGGAAAGGUAUUUAUCCUUAUGAAUUUAUGUGUAAUAGUGAUUGCUUGAAACAUCCAUCACUUCCUGAUCAACACCAAUUUUAUAGUUCACUCACAGAUUCAAAUAUUUCAAAUGAUGAUUAUAAUUACGCAAAAGAUAUUUGGCAACAUUUUAAGUGUAGUAGUAUGUCUGAUUAUUCCAAUUUAUAUUUAAAAACUGAUGUUUUACUUUUGACUGAUGUAUUCGAAAACUUUAGAAAGCUUUGUAUUAAAACUUAUGGAUUAGAUCCUGCCCAUUACUAUACUGCCCCAGCUGGUAUUAGAGGGGGUGUGUCUCAGUGUAGCAAUCGUUAUGCUAGAGCAAAUAAUAAAUUCAUGGAAGAUUAUGAUAGUGAAAAACCUAAUUCAUAUCUCACAUAUUUUGAUGCGAAUAAUUUAUAUGGUUGGGCAAUGUCUCAAUCUCUUCCUGUUGGUGGUUUCGAAUGGGUAGAUUCUAAUACAGAUUAUAAUGUGUCGGAUAACUCUGAUUUCGGUUAUGUUUUAGAAGUUGAUUUGGAAUAUCCUGAUGAACUUCAUGAUUUGCAUUCUGACUUUCCGUUAUGUCCUGAAAACAUAUGUGUGGGUAAUACUAAAGAAUCUAAAUUAGUUCCUAAUUUAAAUAAUAAAAAUAAAUACAUCAUUCAUUACAGGAAUUUAAAACAAUGCGUUGAAAUGGGGAUUAAAUUAAUAAAAGUACAUAGAAUUUUAAAAUUUAAACAGAGUUCUUGGUUAAAGAAAUACAUAGACUUAAAUACUAGUUUGAGAACGUUAGCUACAUCAAACUUUGAAAAAGACUUUUUUAAAUUAAUGAAUAAUUCUGUCUUCGGUAAGACUAUGGAAAAUAUUGAAAAAAGAGUAAACGUUAAACUACUAACUCACUGGGAUAAUCGUGGUAAAGUUUUAGGUGCUCAGGAUUGGAUUGCAAAACCAGAAUUCCAUAGUUUAUCAAUAUUUUCAGAACAUUUAGUCGCAAUACAAUUACGGAAAACAAAAUUAAUUUAUGACAAACCGAUUUAUUUAGGAUUUUGUAUUUUAGAUAUAUCUAAGACCCUUAUGUAUGAAUUUCAUUAUAACUACAUGAUUAAAAAGUUUCAUAAUAAAAUUAAGUUAUUGUACACUGAUACCGAUAGUUUGAUAUAUCAAAUUUUUACAGACAAUUUUUAUGAGGAUAUAAAACCAGAUCUACUUCACUAUUUCGAUACAUCAGAUUACCCGGAAAAUAAUAUUUACGGAUAUCCAAAAAUAAAUAAAAAAAAGUUAGGUUUUUUUAAAGAUGAGAAUAAUGGUAAAGUAUUGAAGGAAUUUGUAGGGUUGCGAUCAAAAAUGUAUGCCUUAGAAAUAGAAGAUAAAUUUAUAGCAAAGACAAAAGGAGUUAACAAAAGUGUUACCAAAAAAAUGAAUAUGGAAAAUUACAAAUCGUGUUUGUUUAAUAAAAAUGUAUUAUAUUGUAGUAUGCUUCGAUUUAAGUCAAUCAAACACACUAUUUUUACACAAAAAAUAAAUAAAACAUCUUUGUCAUAUAAUGACACCAAACGAUGUAUUAUGGACAACAACAUUGAUACAUUGGCUUGGGGACAUUAUAAGUUACGCUAA
Spodoptera littoralis (African cotton leafworm) is the source of this 3501-nucleotide messenger RNA. The record is from the annotation of a GenBank genome assembly. NCBI's taxonomy places the organism in Eukaryota, Metazoa, Arthropoda, Insecta, Lepidoptera, Noctuidae.